AUGGGACAAGCUCCUGAACCUGACUUCAACUCCUCCCUCUGGCUCCGCCCCUCCCUUAACACCUCCUGUCAGCCUCCAAUCAGUGCGGCCUGUCCCUACACCACGGCUCAACUGGUCCUCAUCGCCACAGUAACCACCUCCGUCAGCAUCGUCACCGUCCUGGGCAACACGCUGGUGAUCCUGUCCAUCAAAGUGAACCGUCACCUGCGGACCGUCAAUAACUACUUCCUGUUGAGUCUGGCGGUGGCUGACCUAAUCAUUGGACUGUUCUCCAUGAACCUGUACACACUGUACCUGCUGCGGGGCCGCUGGACCCUGGGGGCUGCCGUCUGCGACAUGUGGCUGGUUGUAGACUAUGUGGUGAGCAGCGCCUCCGUCAUGAACCUGCUGAUCAUCAGCUUGGAUCGGUACUUCUGCAUGACGCAGCCGCUCAGCUACCCGGCGCAGCGGACGAGCACAGUGGCCAGUCUGAUGAUCGCCGCUGCCUGGCUGCUGUCCUUCGUCCUGUGGGCCCCUGCCAUCCUCUGCUGGCAGACAGACAGAGGCAAACGUGUCAUCCCUGAUGGGAAGUGUUACAUUCAGCUCCUCGCCAACCCCGCUGUCACUUUGGGGACGACGCUUCCUUCUUUUUACCUGCCGGCACUCGUCAUGGUUGGCCUGUACAGCCGCUUAUCUGCCGCCAGUCGCAGUCGACUGAGCACGCUCCAGACAGAGCAGGGCACACUCAGGACAUCUAGUCCAUCCAUUAAAGACUUCAUGUUGAAACGACGGAGCUGGGUGGCCAGUGACCCGGGCUCAGACCUGUCUCUGUACCAAUCAGAGUCCAGCACUCCGAAGCUCAGGAGGAAACGUAAAGUGUCCAAAUGUCUUGGUGACACAUCAGAUCGUCAGCAGUGUCACCCUCGGACCACCGUCUGCCACGCUGGGGACGAAGACCUCAACAAAAACGAAAAUGGCUCCUCGUCCAACGUUGACCUCCACAGGGUCGCCUCUGCAGUCUUCUCCUCCUGUCCGAGCUUCAAGUCUCAGGAGAGACGGAGACGUCGAGUGAUGGCAAGGGAGAGGAGGGUCACCAAAACCAUCCUGGCCAUCCUACUGGCCUUCAUCUUCACUUGGACGCCGUACAACAUCAUGGCGGUAGUAGCCGCUUUCUGUCACGUGUGCAUCCCGGAGGUCCUGUGGACCACAGGUUACUGGCUCUGUUACAUCAACAGCGCCAUCAACCCUGGCUGCUACGCUCUGUGCAAUGUCACCUUCAGAAAGACCUUCUGCAACCUCCUGCGCUGCCGCAGCAGGACACAGCGAUGA
Epinephelus fuscoguttatus (brown-marbled grouper) is the source of this 1308-nucleotide messenger RNA. RefSeq names its product cholinergic receptor, muscarinic 4b (gene chrm4b). Lineage: Eukaryota; Metazoa; Chordata; Actinopteri; Perciformes; Serranidae. The transcript has a single exon. Gene Ontology annotation, molecular function: G protein-coupled acetylcholine receptor activity. Gene Ontology annotation, cellular component: plasma membrane. Gene Ontology annotation, biological process: adenylate cyclase-activating adrenergic receptor signaling pathway. The record is from RefSeq and is a predicted model, not a curated record. Bases 1 to 1308 code for a protein of 435 amino acids.